AUUUAAUAUAUUAAUUAUAGCAUGAGUAAAUAAAAUUGACAAUUCCACUAAAGGCUAAGCCUUGAAAGUAAAUUAGUGUAUAAUCAGUUUUGUAUUUACAUUUACACCUGUAUUUUUAUCUAAACUCCCAUUUUCACUUAAUCUUGCAUGUAGCGUUCUAAAUGUUUUAACACUUGGAAUUACUCUUAGGAUAUGCGUGCUUGUAAAUUAUUCGUGCUUUUGCCACUUUUCCAUUUAAUUCAUAAUUAAUGUGCAGGUCAGUCAUCUUAAAAUGAAAAGUUAUUCAUGAUGGAAUCAUUUCUAAAUAACUUUGAAGUUUAACUUUAAUCAUGAUAUGCCAAUACUAUUACUGUGAAUUGCUCUCCAAAGCAGGUGCAGCCGGAUCAAAAGGAGUCGACUAUCAACUUAAACUACUCCAGUUUUAUCUACUUCAAGGUUACUGCAUAGGUGAAAAUUUUAAAUUAUCUACCGAAAAUGAAGAUGCCGCCAAUUUUAAUGAUAUUGUUUAUGAAGUAGAAGGAAACACCAUUUUGCUUCAAGCAAAACAUUCCUUGCAGAAAAAAGCAAUUCAAUUUCAGCAAUUAUUCCCGCAAAAUUCAAAAGAAUCCAAAGAACCCAAAGAGAAAGAUAAAUUAUUAUUAGUAUCAAUAUCUGAUGAUGAUUUAGAUUACCAAAUACAAUAUUUAAUUGAACAAAUGGAUAUAAAUGAUGAGUAUCUUACUCUAAAAAUAAUUCAGAAUAGUAUUUUUGAUAAAAUAAAAAAGUGGUUCCAAUCCUCCAAAGGGGUAUAUCUUACAAAGUCCAACGUCACGGGAUAUAUAUCUCAAAUCAGAUGUUCAAAUUACUUAACUCGUAAAAUAAAAGCCCUAUUUUUAUUAUCUGACAAUAGUGAAAAUACAGAUAAUAGUUAUUCAAAGUCAUUCAAUAAUAAUUUACUGUUAAUUAAAAUUAGAAAAAAAGAAACUUAUGAUCUGCACGAGUUCAAGAUUUAUCAACUUCUAUUAGAUAAAAUAAAAAAAGAAAAUAACGCGGACAAUUCAAACCAACAUGAAUUACUAGAUAAAAUGUUAUUUGUAGAUCCAAAUGCACCAGUAAAAAUUGUCCAAAAUAUAAUCAAUUCGUUUGAAGUACCUGAAUUUAUUUGUUUAAUUGUCCCCAUUUUUGAGAACUUCCUAAAAUUUUCAGAUAUUAACACUGAGUUAAAAAACAUUGUUCAAAAAAGUAGACCAUAUAAAAAAAUUAUUAUCGUCUCUGAUAUAUUAGAUGAAGAAAAUGAAUUUUUUCAAAAUUUUACAACGAUUGAAUCAUUUGUUAAAUUUAGUAAUUUUUCUGAAAAAAAUCAGCAAACAAUUCUUCAAAAAAAAAUUAAAUUUCAAGGAUAUAAAAUGCCGUUACAAAACAUAAUUGAAAUGGAAAAUCAAGUAGUCAAAUGGGAUGAUAUCAUUGAUGAAGCUACUUUAUUAAAAUUAGCAAUUGGCAAAGAAGAAAUAUUAGUUAAUAACUUUAUAAGUAACGAAGAAAUUCCAUUUUAUGUUAAAAGAUUCUUUAUUGAAAUUAAUGAAGAUAAAUAUAGUGAAUAUUUUGAGCAUUCAAAUCGGUGGAUGAAUAAUUGUUAUAUUAGAAACACGAGUCAUAAAUAUUGCGAACAAAACUUUUGUACCAAAAUUAUAAGCCAACGUGAUAUAUUCAUUGCAAUAUUUGAUUCUCCAGGAAUGGGAAAAUCAACAAUUAUAAAUAGAUUAGCUUGUUUGCUUCGUAAAAAGCCUUAUUGGAUAAUAAAAAUAAACUUGAAUGAAUGUACUACCAUUUUCUACAACCUUUCCAAAGAAAAGCGUAAAUCUGUAUCAUUAAAUGAAUUAUUAAUUUUAUUAAAAUAUCCAAAACUAUCUGAAUUUGAAGAAAACCUUUUUAAUAUCCCUAAACACAUAAUUUUAUUAGUAGACGCUCUAGAUGAAAUUUGUCCAGAAUAUUCCGACUUAAUUCUAAAUUCACUGAUCUCUAUAGCCAGUAACAGAAAUAUUAGAAAAAUAGUUCUGACUUCUAGACCACACGUUUUAAGAAAAUUGAAAAAUAAAAAUAUCGAAUUUGACAUGUAUGCUCUAAAACACCUUUCUAAUGAAGAAACUAUUAACUUUCUUACAAAUUUUUGGUAUAAUAAAUUAGACGAACAAUAUGAUGAAGCUAAGUGGUACAAAAUAAACGAGUUCGCAAAUAAGUUACAUGGUAUUUUGAUAAAUAAUAAUGGAUGGAAUAAAAUUCAGACUCUUAUAGGUAUACCUUUACAAAUUAAGAUGAUUGGAGAUAUUUUUACAAUUCAAUGUAAUAAUUUUUUGAAAAACAAGAAAAACCAUAUAGAAUUACCUACGAAAUUAAAUCUGAAUUGGUUGUACAUAGAGUUUAUUAAUCGACAAAAAGAGAUUUAUAUUGAGGAAAAAUGUAAUGCCGCAGGAAAUGCAGCUUCAAUAAAACUUUUAGAAAAUUCCUUUAAUAAUGCGAUUAACGAGUUUAAAAGGGAAGCAAUCAAAUUAGAGUUUCCACCAAGAGCACAUUUGUGUUUUGAUAUACUUUCAUCACCUAGAAGUUGUGAUGAAAAUGAUUUACUAAAAAUGGGUAUUCUAAUAAAAUCAAAUAAAAACGUUUAUUUCGCUCAUAAAACACUAUCGGAAUAUUUCGCUUCACAGCAUAUUUGCGAAUUAAUACUCAACAAUAAAAUAUCUAAAUUACUUCUAGAGAUUAAUAGUUUUAAAAAUAAUUCGUUUUUGUAUUAUAUGCUACAAGAUCAUUCAAUACCUGAGGAAUUUUUACUACAUACUUUCCGUAUAGAAUCUGUACUAUUUAAUUUCGACGCACACUUAAUUAAGCUUUUUAUUCAGAAAUUCGGUUACGAAAAAUUAUUUAGAUGUUUGUCAUUAAUUGAUUUAAAAACGGUUCAUCGUGUACUUGGCAGGAAUUUAAUUGACAUACUGAAAGAUUUAAAAAAUGUUAAUCUUAAAGGAAUAAAUGGCAUAACACCACUGCAUUUAGCAUGCCAAUAUGGUUCGAAAGAAAUGAUAGACCUACUGAUAAUUAAAGGACAUUCCGUUAAGGUUUCUGAUGGAUAUGGGAAAUCACCUCUACACUUCGCUGUUGCAAGAGAGGGAUCAAUAAACGAAAAUUUCCAUAUUAUAGAAUUGUUGUUGAAAAAAGGAUAUCGAAUUGAAAUUAGGGAUAAUAAUGGAGGAACACCAUUACAUUAUGCAGUUAAGUUGCAAAAUAAAGAUUUAAUUAAUUUUUUGUUGAAUAAAGGGCAUUUAUUUAAUGUUACAGAUUAUGCUGGGAGAACACCAUUACAUUAUGCAGCUAUAUUAAAUUAUAAUGAAAUUUCACAGUUUUUAAUAAAUAAUGGACAUCCUAUUGAUGUAAUCGAUAUUUUUGGACAAACGCCAUUACAAUAUCAAAAUCAAUUAUGUGAGAACGAUACGGCUGAUUUUUUGUCGGAUAAAAUUUGUAAAGUUGAUACUCCUGACAAAUAUAAAAGAAAAUCAUUGUAUUGUGAAUCUCAGCUGAAUCAGGACGAUACUGUAAAUUUACCGAUUUAUAUUGGUGAUGUAGAUGGAAAGAAACAAUUACACAUUGCAGCUAAAUUUGGUAAAACUAAAAUUAUAGAUUUAUUGUUAAAAAAAGGACAUCCCAUUGAUAUUAGUGACAUGGAGGGAAAAACUCCUUUACUCUAUGCAUUUGAAUCAAAACAAACGGGCACUGUAAAGUUCUUGUUAAAUAAAGGACAUCCUGUUGAUAUUUGUAAUAUGUAUGGAGAAACUCCUUUACACUAUGCAAUUGAAUCGAAACAGAAAGGUACUGUACAGUUCUUGUUAAAUAAAGGACAUUCUGUUGAUAUUUGUAAUAAAUAUGGAGUUACUCCCUUACACGUUGCAUCUAAAUUAGGUAAAACUGAAAUUAUAGAUUUAUUGUUAAAUAAAGGACAUCCCAUUAAUAUUAGUGAUAUUAAGGGAAAAACUCCAUUACACUAUGCAAUUGAAUCGAAACAGAACGGCACAGUAAAAUUCUUGUUAAAUAAAGGACAUCUUGUUGAUACUUGUGAUAAUUAUGGAGUUACUCCAUUACACAUUGCAUCUAAAAUUGGUAAAACUCAAAUUAUAGAUUCAUUGUUAAAUAAAGGACAUCCUAUUGAUAUUAGUGACAAGGACGGAAACACUCCUUUACACUAUGCACUUGAAUCGGAACAGGACGGUACUGUAAAGUUCUUGUUAACUAAAGGACAUCCUAUUGAUAUAUGUGAUAAUUACGGAAUAACUCCAUUACAUAUUGCAUCUAAAUUUGGAAAAACUAAAAUUAUAGAUUUAUUGUUAAAUAAAGGACAUCCCAUUGAUAAAGGGAGAUGGAUGGAGAAACUUCUUUAA
Molecule: messenger RNA, 4400 nt
Organism: Psylliodes chrysocephalus
Lineage: Eukaryota; Metazoa; Arthropoda; Insecta; Coleoptera; Chrysomelidae
Source: the annotation of a GenBank genome assembly